CCCCUCUGCAGGUGGACGUGGCCGUGGCCCUGCCGCGCGGGAGGAGUUCCGAGAAGUACGGCCGCAGCUACCUCUGCCUCCUGCAGGCGGUCUUCGUCGCAGAAACUGAGCUGCUUCUCUGUGCAAAGGACAUCAGUCAUUUCUUAAUGCAAGAUAUCGCCUUCUUGUCUGGUGGCCGUGGAAAGGAAAAUGAUUGGAUCAUUACUUUCCCAGAAAAUUGUAAUUUCAGAUGUAUACCAGAAGAAGUGAUAGCAAAAGUGCUGACUUACUUGACAUCUCUUGCCAGGCAAAAUGGAUCUGACUCUCGGUUUACCAUUAUACUUGAUCGAAGACUGGAUACAUGGUCUUCCCUCAAAAUUUCUCUCCAGAAAAUCUCAGUUUCUUUUCCUGGGAACUUGCACUUGGUUUUGGUUCUGCGUCCUACCAGUUUUCUUCAACGAACUUUCACAGACAUUGGAUUUCGAUUUAGCCAGGAAGACUUCAUGCUCAAAUUACCAGUGGUUAUGCUGAGCUCAGUUAGUGAUUUGCUGACAUACAUUGAUGACAAGCAGUUAACCCCUGAGUUAGGCGGCACCUUGCAGUACUGCCACAGUGAAUGGAUCAUCUUCAGAAAUGCUAUAGAAAAUUUUGCUCUCACAGUGAAAGAAAUGGCUCAGAUGUUACAGUCCUUUGGAACUGAACUGGCAGAGACAGAACUACCAGAUGACAUUCCUUCAAUAGAAGAAAUCCUUGCAGUUCGUGCUGAAAGGUAUCACAUGUUAAAGAACGAUAUUACAGCAGUAACCAAAGAGGGGAAAAUCCUCCUCACAAGUCUGGAAGUGCCCAGCACCGAAGACCCCGUCGGUUCAAGGCUUGAACACCGUCACCACGUGAAUGGGGACUGGCAGACUGUUAACAAGUUGCUGACUCAAGUACAUGAUAUGGAGAUCGCUUUUGAUGGAUUUUGGGAGAAACACCAACUAAAAAUGCAGCAGUAUUUGCAACUAUGGAAGUUCGAGCAGGAUUUUCAAGAGCUUGUGAGUGAAGUUGAACUUCUGUUGAACCAGCAAGCAGAGUUGGCAGAUGUAACCGGGAACAUAGGUCAAGUAAAACAAAAAAUAAAGAAGUUGGAAAACUUAGAUGAAAAUUCGCAGGAUCUGUUAGCGAAGGCCCGCUUUGUGAUACUACACGGACACAGACUUGCUGCAAAUCACCAUUAUGCCCUUGAUUUGAUCUGCCAGAGGUGCAACGAGCUCCGGUACCUCUCUGAUAUUUUGGUUAACGAGAUCAAAGCCAGAAGGAUACAGCUCAGCAGGAUCUUCAAAAUGCAUAAGCUCCUACAGCAGGCUCGCCAGUGCUGUGAUGAAGGAGAAUGCCUUCUAGCUAACCAGGAAAUCGAUAAGUUUCAGUCUAAAGAAGAUGCUCAGAAAGCCCUCCGAGACAUCGAGAAUUUUCUUGAGAUGGCUUUGCCCUUUAUAAAUUAUGACCCUGAUACCCUACAGUAUGAAUUUGAUGUAAUUUUAUCUCCUGAACUCAAGGUUCAGAUGCAAACCGUCCAACUCAAGCUCGAACAUAUCCGAAGUGCAUUUGAGAACCAACAAGCUGGUUUCAGGAACCUGACAGACAAGAACGUGAAGCCAGUUGAGUUUGUGGUACCUGCUUCUGACAAUCUCAUGAGAUCUAGAGCGUCGUUCUCACCUAAACAUGUGGGAGUUGGAUACUCUUUCUUUCAAGCAUGUAAACUUUUUUCCAAAGGAAAGAAGACUUGGAGACAAAAUCAGAGCAACUUAAAAAUUGAAGUGGUGCAUGAUGGUCGGGAGAAGAGAAGUUCUGGUCAAUCCUCCAGUUUGGACAAUGACAAUACCUUGGAUGUUUUACAGAACCACGUCCUGAAUGAACUGAUACAGACAGAGAGGGUGUAUGUCCGCGAGCUGUUUACUGUUCUGUUGGGCUAUAGAGCGGAGAUGGAUAAUCCUGAGAUGUUUGAUCUUAUGCCACCUCUCCUGAGAAAUAAAAAGGACGUUCUCUUUGGAAAUAUGGCCGAAAUAUAUGAAUUCCACAACAACAUUUUCUUGAACAGUCUGGAAAAUUGCGUUGAUGCUCCAGAAAGAGUGGGACCUUGUUUCCUGGAAAGGAAAGAUGAUUUUCAGAUGUAUGCAAAAUACUGUCAGAACAAACCCAGAUCAGAGGCAAUUUGGAAGAAGUAUUCAGAAUGUGCCUUUUUCCAGGAAUGUCAAAGAAAACUAAAACACAGACUUGGUCUGGAUUCCUAUUUACUCAAACCCGUGCAACGAAUCACUAAGUAUCAGUUACUGUUAAAGGAGCUGCUGAAAUAUAGCAAAGGCUGCCGAGGGUUUGAACAGUUAAAGGAGGCACUGGACACGAUGCUGGAUUUACUAAAGUCAGUUAAUGACUCUAUGCAUCAGAUUGCAAUAAAUGGCUAUAUUGGAAACUUAAAUGAACUGGGCAAGAUGAUUAUGCAGGGCGCAUUCAGUGUUUGGACUGGACACAAGAAAGGCGCUACAAAAAUGAAGGAUUUUGCUAGAUUCAAACCAAUGCAGCGGCAUCUCUUCUUGUAUGAAAAAGCCAUCGUUUUUUGUAAGAGGCGUGUUGAAAGUGGAGAAGGCUCCGAUAGAUACCCGUCAUACAGUUUUAAGCACUGUUUGAAAAUGGAUGAAGUCGGCAUCACCGAGUAUGUAAAAGGAGAUAACCGCAAGUUUGAAAUCUGGUAUGCUGGCAAGGAAGAAGUUUAUAUUGUCCAGGCUCCGAACGUAGACGUGAAGAUGACAUGGUUAAAAGAAAUCAGAAGUAUUUUGCUGAAGCAACAGGAACUUCUGACAGUUAAAAAACGAAAGCAACAUAAUCCCUUAACAGACCCAGAUCACCUUCCUUCUCAGCGGAAUGAUGAAAGGCAACACGGAUCUUUUCUGGGCGCCGAGGAGCCCGCCCCGGAACCCAGUGGAGCUCUGGCGGAGGUCCAGGAGGCGGUCCCGUUGGUUCGGGCUGAAGCUAACACGGGUUGGACCCAGAUGUCCGCACCUGCAGAAAUCUCUGAAGACCCCGAGGAAUGGCCGAGCAACUAUUUCUACGCUUCAUACGAUGACAAUGAAGAAGUAAGGCCCCUAAUGUCUCCAGGCAAAUACAAAGCCCUAGCAGACUGUAGGAAGAGGGGCCCAGAAGAUCUCCUGAUUAGAAAUGGAGAUGUCAUUCAAUUUCUCCAUGAAGAUGUUGAAGGUCAAUGGUUGGUGAAAAAUCUGAACAGAAGAAAAGAAGGUCUGAUUCCAGGGAACACUGCGCAGGUCUUAAUUGGUGACUAUAGGUUUCGGAAUGCCAAAGUUCCAGAUGCUGCUCUGAGUAACACAAGGAAACUCAGUUCCCCUUGAAUUAAAGGAGAAUGAAUAGACUUUUAAAAAUAAGAUUUCCUUUGGAGGUGUGAACUAGAUUCUAUUUCUUAAAAGCGUUACAGACAAACAGCACAAGAGUCAGGAUGAUCUAUGUUGCCCAUGACAUGCACAGAAAUUCCUCAGGACUGAGGAGGACUUCGUCAUUCAGUUUGUCUCAUUCUUGCAAGAACCAUCUUCACACCUUCCGGUCCCCUCGGCUGCAAAGUGCAGUGUUACAGCGUUCCCUGGUGGGGUUUCUCAAGGCAUGCAUUCAGAUCCCAUCUCAAAACCAGAAAUCAAUAAUUUUGAACAUGUGCAGGCAAAAAGCUGUACCUGUCAUUUUUGACAUAACUUUUCACUAGCAAAACAAAACAAACAUCCAAAGAGAGAAGAAAGAUCACCAGAGAUUUUAAACCCCUUUGUUGGUUGGUAGUUUAUUUUAUUCUUUGCUUCUGCUAUCUAGGGGACUAUAAUGUACCAAAGGAAUAUAUGUUCUGAAGGACCUCUUUUGCACUUUGACUGGUAUGGACGGUUGUCAGAGCUGUCUUAUGGUUCUGGAAAAGAUCCAAAGCCAAAAAAUCCUGUAGUUAGGAUGUGUUGAAGUUUACAUUUUAUGCAUUGAAAUUUAGAUACACCUAUCCCAGCUUUAAGUUAAAUAUAUUUGCACAAGUUCUUCUUUAAGUUAAAUAUCAUAUUUGCACAAGUUCUGUGUUCUGGUGUCUUGAGUUGCUUUCGAAUUUUGUAGAAAGACCGAUUCUGGGAAAGGUGUUCUUCAGUUAUGUUGUGCCUCUUCCUAGCGUUUUUCUUUGAUGAUACAUGUGUACGUGUCUUUCUUUUAAACAUGUAAAAAGUGUGAUCACUUCUUUUAAAGCCCAGGGCCAGUUGUUGCAUGCAGUGUCGAGUUUAUGCUUGGAGUAUUUUAUAUGCUGGACCAGUGAAGACAAUGGUUUGAAAUUGCUGCCUUUUGAAUCAUGGAUUGUGAAUUUUCCUGUCAAGCUGGCAUAUUAGGUGCAUGUUUUUUCAUUAUUGGUUUUACAAUAAACAACAACUAUAUUAUAUGUAAAUUUCUCUUUUAAAUAGGUUUGUGUGUCAUGUCAAGAUCAUAGUUUAUGCCAGUGGUAUCACUCUAUGUAGCAGUUUGUAUGACAAACCAAUUGUGCUUUAUUCAAAGGUACCUGCACAUUAUAACUCUUCUAAUGUCCAAUUUGCUGAAUAUAUGAUGGGUGAUUUAUAACUCACUCACGAAAAUGCCCGUAUAUUUGAUAGUUCACUUAAUGCUUCUACGACAAUAACAACACCACAAUGAAAUCGAAGCACAUUUCUUUUGCGUGCUGAUCCUGUGGUUUGAAGACAGAAUUCGGAGAUAAAAUGGUUGAUUGAUGAUGCCCCUCUGCACAGAACAUUUUAAUUUUAUGGUAUUAAACUAGGGACUUUAAUCCUUUAAGACAAAAUGAGUUCUAUAGAUUCAAACAUACAGUUAUGGUCUUUUAAUGUCUUAAUCACUGUACAAUGAAUGCUCCAUUCGUAUAUGUAUUUGUACAUGGAACGGCACUGUAUUAAUUUUAUUGGGCUAUAAAUGUGUGUUACUAUAAAACAUAGCAGCAAUUUCCCUUUACGUCUUCAAAAUUUAAUUACAUCGUAAAUGUACUUACAAUGUAAAUGUACUUGUGUUAAUUCCACAUUAAAAAUA
This is a messenger RNA of Mustela erminea (ermine), 5052 nucleotides long. It is a transcript of the gene MCF2, whose product is annotated as MCF.2 cell line derived transforming sequence. Gene Ontology annotation, cellular component: cytoplasm. The coding region runs from base 147 to 3362 and encodes 1071 amino acids. The record is from RefSeq and is a predicted model, not a curated record. Gene Ontology annotation, biological process: dendrite development; intracellular signal transduction. Gene Ontology annotation, molecular function: guanyl-nucleotide exchange factor activity; protein binding. The transcript is spliced from 31 exons. Lineage: Eukaryota; Metazoa; Chordata; Mammalia; Carnivora; Mustelidae.